Colias croceus (clouded yellow) is the source of this 2233-nucleotide messenger RNA. RefSeq lists its product as uncharacterized. The coding region runs from base 113 to 1765 and encodes 550 amino acids. Lineage: Eukaryota; Metazoa; Arthropoda; Insecta; Lepidoptera; Pieridae. The record is from RefSeq and is a predicted model, not a curated record. The transcript has 10 exons.
AAACAAUUUGUUUGAAUGGUUGAAUACAUGUGCACUGGGUUUCUAAAUAUAUUUUUUUACUAAAUAAAAUCGGGAAAUGUUUCAUCAUUUACACGCAUAAUAUACAGGAAAAAUGUCUGGUUAUUUGGAAGUGAAGUAUCCUUUCAAAUCAAACCUCGGCUUAAAUCCUUUCAAGUCUUGGAAGAAACAAUGGUGCAUUUUACGACCGAGUGUGACAUGUACGGGUGGCGGUUCGCUCGCUGUGUAUUGUAGCGAGGCAGGAGCCCCAGCAGGGACGGUAGACUUACCCUCUGGGUGUAUAGUGAAGAGGGCGAAGUCUCGCACGAGGCCGCAUGCUUUCGCGGUAUUUUCCCUGGAUGCGCCUUCGAAACCGCGGAUACUAUUAGCUGCACAAACAUUACAGGAUGCACAAUUGUGGAUGGAUAAAAUACGUGAUUUAUUGAAUGGUGAUAAAUUAAGAGGCUCAGAAUCAUUGCUCAAAGACUCAUACCCAGUCACUGUGGUCGCUACAGAAUUGUCUAGGAAAUGUGGCUUGAUGACUGACAGUGUGUUAACAUUGUCUUCCGCUGGUCUACUAGUGGCCCAGCCUAACACGAGUCUGAAAAUAGACUGGCAGCAUAUAACUGAUGUGGUACUGACUAGAGAGAAUGGCGACAAAAAUAAGACUUGCACUCUUAGCAUAGAUAGCGGUUUUAACCAAGGCAGCGGUGAGAUGAAGUUCUGCACACCGCUCGCUUCUGACUUGGUGAAUGCAGUGAGACAAGCGUUAACCGCAAGACAUAAAAAGCUUAGUCGUAGCGACGGGGAUCUAAGGAGUGAUGAUAUGGGAGAAAACCGUCGUACCAGUUGGUACAGUGGGCCUUCUGAAGUUUCAUUGGAUGAUACAGAUCUCAUUAUGUCUAAGGAUUGUCAACAGAUCCCCGAUGGACAGCUGUGGCGAUGUGAUGAUACAUUGGCUCCUCUUUCACCAGAUGAUAGCGGGUGGUCGCGUCGCUCGGCCGUGUCGGUGGCGUCGGGCGUGUACGAGGAGAUCGCGGACGAGGCUGUGCGGCCGCGGCCCGAGCACACGUACGAGUCGGUGGAGUGCGUGUACGGCACCAUGCGGCGCGCCGGCCGCCGCGCCGCGCCUCCGCUGCCGCCGCGCCAGCACGCUAGCACGCUGUCGCGCGACGCGCUGGCGGCGGGCUGGCGCGGCGCGGACGUGACGCGGCACGGCUCGCUCGGCGAGCUGGCCGAGCUGCACCGCGCCAACAAGGGGAUGCGCUACAAGCACACCUUCAGCGUGUUCAGAAAACGUUUGAAAAGCGACUCGCGCGUGACCUCCCCUAAAUCGGAGAAAGAGACAAAAGACGUAGAGACGAAAAAGAAAAGAUUCGACUUCACGCCCACACGGGACAUUUUCAAGAGCUUCAAAGUGCACAGAAAAAUGAAGAACCUCAAAAUAACAGGACUGGGCAAAAAUGAGACGAAAAGCUGCGAAUAUCUCGACGAAACGGACCACGUGGCGUCGAACCGUUGCUCCAAAUCCGUCGAAUGUAUAGAAAAAUUUGACGACUUUGACGUGUCUCUGGAAAUCAAUGAAACUAACGUAUCUGCUCUUGCUCUGCCCGAAGAAAUAGUGGAGUUAAUAUUUGGCGAUAAAAUUAGAUUGAAUUCCAACAAUUUUGAGCAAGAAAGUGAAUAUAUGCCGAUGUCGCCGAUCGUUCCGCCUCCGCCGAUAGAACAACACUAUAUAGUGAUGUCCCCUAAGACUAAUACUGCUUAGUCGGUAUUUUGAUUAAAAUGCGUAGUCGAUUUUCGACUAGGGUAUUUGUGUAGUCGAUUUUUAACUUAAGAGCUUGUGUAGUCGAUGUUGACUGAUAUUUAUAACUGGGUUUUACGGAUAGGUUACUUAAGUCGGGUAUUUUUGGGACUUUUAUAAUUAUUCGCGCGAUAAAUGUUUUUGAGAUUUUCAAUGUUUGAAGAAAAAUAAACAUUUGGGACAAGUAUCUAUGAUACAUUGAUGCGUUUAUUGACAAAAAAAUUAAACUAUUUCUUAACUUAAAUCGCAUUAUGCUAAAAUAUUAUACACUUCAAACUCGUAAGUGGUAAGUAAUGAUGCCAUGCUAUUUAUUCUAAUAUAACUUCUUAACUAUAACUCGACGUUUUUACGUUGUUAUAAUAUUAUCUUUAUUAUUUAAAUUGGAUACCUGUAAAAUAAAUAAACUCGGUAAAAAAUAAAAAUUAAAUCAAA